AUGGAGCUUCACUCAGAAGAUUCCACGGAACUUGCUUCGGAAGAACCUUCUGAGCUGACCGAACUGAUUCUUAACCCUGAAAUUACCGAAGCACCCCUGUCUGGUUCUCUUAUCAAUGAAGAAGCAGGACAUAGAAUUCUACAGGAAAUUGACACCCAGGCACCCACUGACCUUGGUUGCGAUACCUACAACAUGCCUUCGAUGCCCACGUCCAUGCUGGCUACUUUGCCUCUUGCUGAGAUUGAAUUGGACUUUUCGAAUCAAGAUGUUACAUUUGGGCUCGAUUGGCCGCAAAAUAACACUAUGGAUAACGUAGGUCAGCUUGAUCUCGACAUUCAGCACGAAGAGGCCAACGCCACUGACACCUGGCCUUUGUAUUCCUUCGACCCCGACCACGAACUCCCACUUCAACCCUUCGUAACCAUGACUCAGAGCGAAAACAUUGAGACUUCCAAUCUUGAUACCUUCUUGAGUGAUAUCUGGUUGCUUCAGGGAUCAGUAGGUGAUCAGACCCUCGGCGAUUACAUCGAAACGGAAGCAUCCUCGAGUGGAGUUCCCGGACAAUUUGAAGGGUCGAACGAUGCUCUCAAUCAGUUUUGGCGCCCUUCGCUCGACUGGCCAACGGGCUACAAUGAUCCAGAUCAAAAUAUCAGUCUCGGAGAGAUACUUGCAGAUAGCACGCAUCACUCAAAUGAUGCGGUCUGGUCAUCAGAUUUGCUAAACAUUCUCGAUGCUUCCUCUCAAACUAAUACGAAUGCGGCGGCCCAGAUCCCGCAUGGCGCCUUAGCUCAUCAGAAUGGGCCAAAAUUUGACGGAAACAGUGCACAGUCUAUUCUGUCUGUCUCUUCUGGAGCUCCCACCCAGGAAUUGCACCCGCAAAGUGAGCCUUCAUUGGCCGCUCCGAGAGCAGAGAUGUAUCUACCGGUCGCGACGGAGACCCUACUAAUGGGCACUCUUGGUCCAGUUCGGCCAGUGACGCUACCACCACUCCGCAGAGGUGGCAAGAAGGGCCCUCUUUCAGCUCAGGAAAGACAAAACCGCAAACAAGCACGGAGACGAGGGGUUUGCAUAAGGUGUCGCAGACUGAAGCAGAAGUGUUUUGGCGGUCUUCCUUGCGAACCUUGCCUUCAGUUGUCAAAAGCGACCCUCUGGAUCUCUCCAUGUGCUGUUGCAAAUUUCUUCGACAUUGUGAAGCUACAGCCUUACUUCCUGGGCUCCAAAUCUCAGCAGAAAACCGUCGAGAAUCUAGAUAUUGCCACAGUAGUGAAAGCCGGACUUUUAGUGUCUGCCCUCGGUGGUAGCGGAGCAGACGGAAAGAUCCAGGCUCAGACGUUUCCGCCACACAAGACUUACGCUCUGGUAAACUGGGCUGCAGCCGCAAAUAUUCUGACAACUUUGUUGGAAAAAACUACAGAUAACGACGCGCCCAUGUUUGAUCAUCUAUCCCAAGUCGCAGAUGUUCAACCAGAGCCAUCUUCCUGGCAUGAGCAUCCAAUUCUCGUUCCUGUUCCGUCCCAAUACCAGGAGAAGGGGAAAGAUCUGGACAAAUAUUUAUUGUUUUGUGCUUUGCCCCAAUUUGAGUUCAUGUCUUGGAAGAACCCAAUAUCUCAUGUUCCCGAUGAGGAAGCUACAGAUGUUGGUUGUAAAACUCUUCAUAUUCUGACCUGGAUCACCAAACGACGGCUAGAGCAGAAACUGUUUCAGCGUCUGCAAGGCUAUUUGAACAAACUCAACACACUAUCGCCUAGUCAGCUGUCAUUUACGGCAACAUUGAUUCUAAGAGUGAUAACGUUUGGAAAUCAACUUGCCCAUUUGGAAUUCGCAGACGAAUAUGCUGAGCAAAUACCGUCGGCGCAUCUCUCUCAAAGGCAUCAAGUUCGACAAUCACUCUUUUGCUAUUUGAAAAUAGUUAUCGACAAACUCCCAGCCUGGUCUGAUUUCUGGAAAGAGCAAACAGAACACAUAGUUCCUAUCACACCUGAGAUUCUGAGGUUGUCUCUAUCUGACUUAGAGAUCUAUGACAAAAGACUCUUGGGAAUGAGUAGUUGCUUUAAGCAGAGUUUGGAAUGGUAUGAGAACUUUGGAGCCAUAUUUGAAAAAGCAGAAAUUCCCCCCGAGACAGAUGAUAUGCAUCUGGCGCGCAUUUUCAGCAGCUUAGUCGAUGGAUCGUACGUGAGUAGCACCAUCAAGGCUCUUAUCCAAAGGACGGAUCAUUUUCAUCAGACCAAAAUUCGGGAGCCACUUGAGUCUAUUGAGAACGCUAUAGGACAAGGUAUCAGCCCUUCUCAUCUGCCCAUCAUACUUCAUAUCAAGGAAUUAUUGGUUCAAGCUGAGGAAGAGGUUGAAGAUUUGCUGAAGAGCCUGAAAGACGUCCAACAGCGCUUGGAGGGUUUCUCGAGGGCUGAGACGGACAUCACAACAGAAUUCGACUUAAUUGGCUCGAUUUCAGCCCCUUCAAUUCCAGCGGAGGCUGUGAGCCUAUGUUCAGAGGUUCUCAAUGAGAUUUUGGGUUCCGCAGAAGUAGGCACCGACUAG
This is a messenger RNA of Fusarium tjaetaba, 2535 nucleotides long. RefSeq lists its product as uncharacterized. The transcript has 6 exons. The record is from RefSeq and is a predicted model, not a curated record. Gene Ontology annotation, biological process: regulation of DNA-templated transcription. Gene Ontology annotation, molecular function: DNA-binding transcription factor activity, RNA polymerase II-specific; zinc ion binding. Lineage: Eukaryota; Fungi; Ascomycota; Sordariomycetes; Hypocreales; Nectriaceae. The coding region runs from base 1 to 2535 and encodes 844 amino acids.